Molecule: messenger RNA, 13044 nt
Organism: Verticillium nonalfalfae
Lineage: Eukaryota; Fungi; Ascomycota; Sordariomycetes; Glomerellales; Plectosphaerellaceae
Gene: DHC1
Product: Dynein heavy chain cytoplasmic
Exons: 3
Coding region: 1-13044 (4347 amino acids)
Biological process (GO): microtubule-based movement
Cellular component (GO): dynein complex
Molecular function (GO): dynein light intermediate chain binding; dynein intermediate chain binding; ATP hydrolysis activity
Source: RefSeq, a predicted model, not a curated record
AUGGAGGUGGCAUCACCACAAAGCCCCGGAGCAAAUGGGGUUGCUGCGGCUCCCUUCCCAACGAUCGACCCGGUACGCGUUGUCGAGCACCUUGUUUCUGCCUGCGAGAUAGCUCUCGGAGCAACCAGAGAAGAUCUUGAGGCUUCUGGCAGCUUGUUGCAUAAGAGCCGCUACACCGAUACGAUGCAGCGUUGCAACCGAUUUGCCACGGAUGUUCAGACAACCUUGUACAUCCAAAAGGACAUAAUUCCAUCAUCGGGCAUCCAGAACGGUGACGAGGAGCCAAAAGCACCAUCCUAUACGUACACCCUCACACCUGAGAUCUCCUCUCUUCCCACAACCGUUUCGUCGCUCAGUCUCCUCAAGCGUUCGCAGCCGAUCGAUCCCGCGCUUCCUCUGUCCUCUCAACUACUUCUUACUAAUCUGCCUGGCCCGGCUACUCUUAAUGCCACUGUUGGCGAACAGGGCCCUUCCACUUCAGCUUUCGAGAUUCUUCACUCUUACGUUCACCACGUGCUGGCCCCGUACUUCGAUGCCAAUACCAAGAGCCAACAGCUGGCAAACGGCUCACGAGGCCGUGGAGACGUCGACUCCAAGACAGGUAUCCCGGUCACGAAGAAGAGGUGGAACGAUCUGGAACUUAGUCUGCUGCAUCUGCAACAGAAUGUUGAGAUCCCGGAGGUCUCGCUUAUUUUUCACCAUGUCGUCCAAGGUGCUCUUGACGAUGCCGCAUCUAGGCACUCGAAGCCAAAUCUCGAAUCGAUCCCUGCCGCGACCCUUGGCGACAGCAGCUUCCUCAACAACCUCCAGAGCAACGUCAAUAGCUGGAUUAAGUCGAUUCAAGUCAUCACAAAGAUGACCAAAGACCCAUCCGGCAACUCUGCGCAAGACUUCAAGUUUACAGCCAGUCAAGAAGUGAACUUCUGGCUGUCCAUGGAGUCGGCACUGGAGGGUAUCGAUGCACAGCUGCGUAGUGACGGAGUGACAUUGACUCUCGAUAUUCUCAAGAACGCAAAGCGUUUCCAGGCAACCGUUAGUUUUGUCGCCGACACCGGGUUGAAGGAAGCCGUGGAGAAGGUCCAAAAGUACAACCAGUUGAUGCGAGACUUUCCCCUCGACGAGCUUCUCUCUGCGACGUCUCUUUCGAAGCUCCAGGACGCCAUUGUACAGAUCUUCAGUCACUUGAACAAGAAACUGAGGAUCUGCCCCUAUCCCAUCCGAAGGGCUUUGCCGCUCGUGGAAGCAAUCUCGGCCGACCUAGACGACGUUCUUCACCGACUGCUCCCUGGGAUUGAGAUGGUGAACCUCGAUUACCAGGAAUUCAAGGGUAUCAUGAAGGCUUGCGACGACAUCUUCCGGACGUGGGACGACAGCAUCAAAGAGUUUACAAAUGUUGCUCGUGAGGUCACGCGCAGGAGGAACGAAAGGUUCAUCCCCAUCAAAGUCAACCCGAGACACGGCGAACUCCAGGCGCGACUCAACUACGUCAGCACGUUUCGAGACAACCACGAGCAACUGCAGCGCACUAUUGUCAACGUCCUAGGACCCAAGGCCACGGGUGGCGGUGCUGUCGAGACUACCGUGUCGAAUGGAGCCAUUGUCAUGGAGGAGAUGGGCGAUGUGGACGCCGUUGAGGAAGUCAAACAGGCUUGGGAAGCUCUCCGCAAUGUCGAUCUUCUGGAUGUGUCCGCCGAGGGUACUCAGAGAUGGGCCCGAGCGGAGAACCUCUACAAUGAGCGGACCUCGCGAGUCGAGAAUUCCAUCAUCUCACGUUUGCGUGAUCGCCUCGGAACCGCAAAGAACGCCAACGAGAUGUUCCGCGUCUUCUCCAAGUUUAACGCCCUCUUCGUACGCCCCAAGAUCAGGGGCGCCAUUGCAGAGUACCAGAAUCAGCUCAUGGAGCACGUCAAACAGGCCAUCAAUGGACUUCACGAGCGCUUCAAGCAACAGUACGGCCACUCGGAAGCCCAUGCCAUGGCCCAACUACGAGAUCUGCCUCCCGUCUCUGGUGCGAUCAUAUGGGCUCGACAGAUUGAGUUUCAACUCGACGGUUACAUGAAGAAGGUUGAAGAUGUUCUCGGUGCCGACUGGUCCCUGCACGCUGAGGGACAGAAGCUGGAAAACGAGAGCAACUUGUUCAGGAAAAAGUUGAACACCCGGCCAAUCUUUGAGUCCUGGCUCAGCGAUGUCCAGAGGCGUCAGAUCUCUAUUUCUGGCUACCUCUUCGACAUUCGCAGAAUCCGUUCUGCUGGUGGCACCCUCGAACUCCUUGUCAACUUUGAUCCGCAGGUCAUCACGUUGUUCAAAGAGACUCGCAACUUGAUGUGGCAGGAGUACAACAUUCCCCAUUCCAUCAACACCGUCUCAAAAGAUGCAAAACGGGUCUAUCCAUUUGCUGUCAGCCUCAUGGAGAGUGUUCGCACUUUCUCGCAGAUCACACGCCAGAUUUCCGAGAUGGGCGAAGAAGCUGUUCUAUUAUUUGGCUACCGAAACGAAGCUUAUGCGUUGGUCAACAAGGGCGUGCCGCUGCGUUGGGAAUCGUUUGUCAACACCCACGAGCUCUUCUUCUCGGGCAAGAAUAGUUCCAUUCUUCCAGCCGGCACAGAGUACGGUCUCGCAGGACGAAGCGCAGAAAGCAAACACAGUCUUUUCAUCCGCGAGUUUGCCGCUGCUGCAUCGCUGAUGCAGAGCAAGACUGCCUUCCUGAUGUCGAUCCAUGUUACAAUCGAAGAAGCUUUGUCACAGCUCAGCACGUGUCCAUACGAACCAUACGCGUUUCAGUCCCGUCUCGAGACCAUCCAGAAGGCCGUUGACCAGCUGAACCUAGAGCAGUACGUCAACCUGCCGUACUGGGUCGAGAACAUGAACCAAAAGAUCAAGGAAGUGCUUCUUGGACGUCUGCAACACGCCAUCCAGUCAUGGAUUCAGGCGUUUGAAGAUGACUAUCUUGACGACGGCCGACGUAAGAGAGCCAACGAGAGCAAUGACGAGGCGAAACCGGAGGGCCCGACGAUCAAGCGCUUGGUCCACGAACUUACCAUGCGAAACCAAGUCAUCUACCUGGACCCGCCUCUGGAAUUUGCCAGAGCGAGCUGGUUCGUCCAUCUUCACGACUGGCUUGGUGUUGUCUGCAACAUGAAGAAGAUCAAGGCCACCCGGUACCAGAUGACCCUCACUACGGCAACUUCUGAGGAACCCCGGUUCGACGACUUGCCUGGCGAGUGUACUGAUCUGCUGAGCCGGGUCUACGUGUCUGUCGAGAAGAAGCUAAGGGAGCUUGGCGCUUAUGUCGAUAAAUGGUUACAAUUCCAAUCGCUCUGGGACCUUCAAUCUGAGCAGGUCUACGAAGUUCUCGGCGACCAACUGUCAAGGUGGCUCCAACUUCUCCAGGAGAUUCGCAAGACGCGCCAGACUUUCGACACCCAGGAAGUCAGUCGUCAGUUCGGGCACACCACCAUUGAUUAUGACCAGGUUCAAACCAGAGUCAAUGCCAAGUAUGAUCAGUGGCAACACGAGAUUCUCAUGAAGUUCGCAAGCCGGCUCGGCACUCGCAUGCGCGAGGUCCAUGCCGACAUUGAGAAGGCUCGCCGUGAGCUCGAGGGCCCGCGUUUGGAUGCAUCCUCGACUGCUCAGGCUGUACAGUUCAUCACCAUUGUGCAAAGCUGCAAGCGUAACGUCAAGGCUUGGGCACCUGAGAUUGACAUGUUCAGGCAGGGACAGUCGACUCUCGUCCGGCAACGCUACCAGUUUCCCAAUGACUGGUUGCACAUUGAGCAGAUCGACAACUCUUGGGGAUCCCUGACUGAGAUCUUAGAGAAGAAGGCUAAGGUCGUUCAAGACCAAACCGACGCUCUACGUGCCAAGAUUACGGCCCAAGACAAGCACAUCAGCGACAAGAUUGCCGAGAUCACGGCUCAGUGGAACGAAGAGAAGCCUGUGUCAGGAACUAUCAAGCCCGAUCACGCCUCUGCCACUCUAGCUAGCUUUGAAACCAAGCUGUCCGAGCUACAGAACGAGUCUGAGAUGGUUGGCAAGGCGAAGGAGGCGCUCGACCUCCCCGCCAAUGUUGACAACUCUUUGGCCGCUGUUCUCGAGGAGGUUCACGACUUCCAGUCUGUCUGGUCCAAUCUUUCCACAAUCUGGUCUAGCCUCAACGAGACGAAAGAAACACUCUGGACUGCUGUCCAGCCCCGAAAGGUGCGAUCCAAGAUCGACGACCUACUUAAGAGCACCAAGGAGAUGCCGAGCCGCAUGCGCCAGUAUGCCGCUUUCGAACAUGUCCAGUCCAUCCUUAGGGGCUAUCUCAAGGUCAACUCCCUUCUCUCUGACCUGAAGUCUGAGGCCAUUCGCGAUCGCCAUUGGACCAAGAUCUACAAGCAGAUCAGACCCGGGAAGCGGUACUCGCCGGUGUCGUUGACACUGGGUGACGUUUGGGAUCUCAACCUCGUUGCUACAGAAGUCAUCGUCAAGGACAUCAUAGCCCAAGCUCAAGGAGAAAUGGCUCUGGAAGAGUUUUUGAAGCAGGUUCGCGAGACAUGGACCAAUUACGCACUCGAGCUCGUCAAUUACCAGAACAAAUGUCGCCUCAUUCGAGGUUGGGACGAUCUCUUCACCAAGUGCAGCGAAAACCUGAACUCUCUACAGGCCAUGAAACAUUCUCCUUACUACAAGGAGUUCGAAGAGGAAGCUUCUUCGUGGGAGGACAAGCUCAACCGCGUCCAUGUCCUUUUCGACAUAUGGAUUGAUGUGCAGCGCCAAUGGGUCUACCUGGAGGGUGUCUUCACAGGCAAUGCCGAUAUCAAGCAUCUGCUUCCCAUCGAAUCCUCACGAUUCCAAAACAUCAACAGCGAGUUCUCUACCGUCAUGAAGAAAGUCUACAAGCAGCCCUAUGUUUUGGAUGUCCUCGGCAUCGCGAACGUGCAGAAGUCCUUGGAGCGUCUUGCCGAGCUCCUCAACAAGAUCCAAAAGGCCCUUGGUGAAUACCUUGAAAAGGAGCGUGUGUCUUUCCCGAGAUUUUAUUUCGUUGGUGACGAAGACCUUCUCGAGAUGAUAGGUAACAGCAAUGACACUCUUCGCAUCGCCAAGCAUUUCAAGAAGAUGUUUGCUGGUCUUUCCGGCCUGAUAAUGGACGAUGAGACCAUCAUCUCUGGCUUCACUUCCAAAGAGGGAGAGGCUGUUCGACUAAAGAAGGAAAUUUCGCUCGUCAAGACGCCGCGCAUCAAUGACUGGCUGACGCUUCUCGAGAAUGGCAUGAAGUCGACUCUUGCCGAGCUUCUUGCCGACGCUAUCGCCCAGUAUACGCCCAUCUUCGAGUCUGAGAGUAUUGGCAAAUCAGUCUUGAUCGAGUUCAUGGACACAUUCCCCAGUCAGAUAGUCGUCCUGGCUGCCCAGGCGGCUUGGACGACAGCUGUAGAACAAUCCCUCGCCGACGGAGGAGUGACGCUCCAGUCGCUCUUUGACCGGGAGGUACAGGUGCUUCGCCACCUUGCCGACACAGUGCUCGGAGACCUCGAAGUCAUCCAGCGCAAGAAGUGUGAGCAGCUCAUUACAGAGUGUGUUCAUCAACGGGAUUGCGUUGAGAAGCUUAUGAAGCUGAAUGCAACCACGCCGACUCACUACCUUUGGCUCUUGCAGAUGCGCUACGUAUAUACGCCAGAAGGCGACUUCCAGCAGCGUCUGCAGGUCAAGAUGGCCAAUGCCAAGCUCAACUAUGGCUUCGAGUAUCUAGGAGUGCCAGAUCGUCUCGUCCGAACCCCUCUUACCGAUCGAUGCUUCCUCACCCUUACCCAAGCUCUCGAACAACGUCUCGGUGGCUCACCGUACGGACCAGCCGGUACGGGAAAGACAGAAUCGGUUAAGGCACUCGGCCUGCAACUUGGACGCUUCACCCUCGUCUUCUGCUGUGACGAUACCUUCGACUUCCAGGCCAUGGGCCGUAUCUUCCUGGGUAUUUGUCAAGUCGGUGCCUGGGGCUGCUUCGACGAGUUCAACCGCCUCGAGGAGAGAAUCCUGUCUGCCGUGUCACAGCAGAUCCAAAACAUUCAGCUUGGUCUCAAGCAAGGUGCUGAGGAUGAUAAGUCCCAGAUUGAGCUCGUUGGUCGCCAGCUCCGCGUGAACGCCAACACCGGCAUCUUCAUCACAAUGAACCCCGGGUAUGCCGGCCGUUCCAACCUGCCAGACAACCUGAAGAAGCUCUUCCGUAGCGUGGCCAUGUCCAAGCCUGACAAAGAGCUCAUCGCAGAAGUUAUGCUUUACUCUCAGGGUUUCAACCAAGCCAAGUCCCUGUCGAAACAGACUGUGCCAUUCUUCGACAGGUGCUCGGACAAGCUGUCCAAGCAAGCACAUUACGACUUCGGACUGCGUGCACUCAAGAGUGUUCUUGUCAGUUCUGGAGGCCUGAAGAGAGCCCGCUUGACUGGUGGUGAUGGCGUUGACGUCGUAGAGGCCGAAAUUAUCGUGCAGAGCAUUCGAGAAACGAUUGCGCCGAAACUCAUCAAGUCCGACGUCGAAAUCAUGAUGACCGUCGAGGGCGUUUGCUUCCCCGGCGUACAGUAUGUCCCCGCCAAUCUGGUGGCGCUCGAGGAAGCCAUUCGUACACUGGCCGCUGAGAGGCAGCUCGUCGUCAACGAUACAUGGAUGACGAAGGUUAUCCAGUUGUACCAGAUACAGAACAUUCACCACGGCGUCAUGAUGGUCGGAAACUCUGGUACAGGCAAGUCUGCGGCGUGGAAGAUUUUGCUGGAUGCUCUGCAAAAAGUCGAAGGCGUUGAAGGCGUGCAUCAUGUCAUCGACUCCAAGGUCAUGUCAAAAGAAGCCUUGUACGGCAAUCUCGACUCGACCACCCGUGAAUGGACUGACGGUCUGUUCACGAGUAUCCUGCGCAAAAUCGUUGACAACCUUCGUGGCGAGGAUUCGAAACGUCACUGGAUUGUUUUUGAUGGCGAUGUUGACCCUGAGUGGGUUGAGAACCUCAACAGUGUGCUCGACGACAACAAGCUCCUGACGCUUCCCAAUGGUGAGCGCCUCAACUUGCCUUCGAACGUUCGGAUCAUGUUCGAGGUUGAAACCCUGAAGUAUGCUACGCUCGCUACUGUCAGUCGUUGUGGUAUGGUGUGGUUCAGUGAAGACACUGUCUCUCCUCAGAUGAUGGUCGAGAACUAUCUGAUGACCCUUCGCACCAAGCCUUUCGAGGACCUUGAUGAAGACAAUGUUGCGUCGGCUCAGAGCCCGGCUAAGGCUCUCGCCCUCCAAACUCAUGUUGCCGAUCUCCUGAACUCUCACCUUACAGGCGAAGACUUUAUUUCGUCAGCCCUUGAUGAAGCUCGGGACUACGACCACAUUAUGGACUUCACCGUGGCACGUGUGCUGAAUACUCUCUUCUCGCUCCUCAACAAGGCAGUUCGAGACAUGAUUGAGUACAACGCCCAGCACUCUGACUUCCCCCUUGAGCCAGAGCAAGUCGAGGCCUACGUUUCCAAGAAGCUGCUGCUUGCUCUCGUCUGGUCUCUCACUGGAGAUUGUCCGCUGAAUGACCGCAAAACCUUCGGCGACGCCGUUGCUGGUCUAGCAAGCUUCGGCUCACCGCCUCUCGAUGGUGCCAGCUCUCUCAUCGAUUUCGAUGUCUCUCUUCCCAAGGCAGAGUGGACGCAGUGGCAGAACCAGGUUCCUACUAUCGAGGUCAACACUCACUCCAUCACACAGACUGAUGUGGUUAUUCCCACUCUGGAUACAGUUCGCCACGAGGAUGUGCUCUACUCCUGGCUCGCUGAGCACAAGCCCCUUCUUCUUUGCGGCCCGCCAGGUUCGGGUAAGACAAUGACGCUGUUCAGCGCUCUCCGCAAACUUCCCAACAUGGAGGUUGUGGGCCUCAACUUCUCAAGUGCUACCACUCCAGAUCUUCUGAUCAAGACCUUUGAGCAACACUGCGAAUACAAGAAGACACUGAACGGCGUGAUACUGUCGCCUACUCAGAUUGGAAGGUGGUUGGUCAUCUUCUGUGAUGAAAUCAACCUUCCUGCGCCUGAUAAAUAUGGCACGCAACGAGCCAUAUCUUUCCUUAGGCAGCUCGUCGAACAUAACGGCUUCUGGAGGACAUCUGACAAGUCCUGGGUCACGCUUGAUAGGAUUCAGUUUGUAGGUGCUUGCAACCCGCCGACCGACGCUGGCCGUACUCCAUUGGGUGACCGAUUCCUGCGACACGCCCCUCUCAUCAUGGUUGACUAUCCUGGCGAGCUUUCUCUCCAGCAAAUUUACGGCACUUUCAACUCCGCCGUCCUUAAGAUCAUCCCCACGCUCCGUGGCUAUGCUGAUCAGCUCACGCAAGCCAUGGUUAAGUUCUACCUCGAAUCUCAGCAACGCUUCACCCCCAAAAUCCAGCCACACUAUGUUUACAGUCCUCGUGAGCUGACACGAUGGGCCCGCGGCAUUUACGAGGCGAUACGCCCGCUGGAGAAUCUGUCUUUAGAAGGUCUUAUCCGUAUUUGGGCGCACGAAGCUCUGCGACUUUUCCAAGAUCGUCUUGUAGCCGAAGAUGAACGCCAGUGGACGGAUGAGGCAGUACGGCGCAUCGCAACCCAGUACUUCCCCAGCAUCGACGAGCAGCAGGCUCUCGGUGGGCCCAUUCUGUUCUCGAACUGGCUAUCAAAGAACUAUGUCCCUGUGGACCGCGAGCAGCUUCGAGACUUCGUCAAGGCUCGUCUCAAGACAUUCUGCGAGGAAGAAGUGGACGUGCCUCUCAUUCUCUUCAACGACGUUCUGGAGCAUGUUCUUCGUAUCGAUCGUGUGUUCCGCCAGCCUCAGGGCCAUUUGAUUCUCAUCGGUGUCAGUGGAAGUGGCAAGACAACUCUCUCUCGCUUCGUAGCCUGGAUGAAUGGUCUGAAGGUCUUCCAGAUCAAGGUCCAUGGCAAGUACUCUGCUGAAGACUUCGACGAUGACCUCCGCGACGUCCUGCGGCGCUGCGGUUGCAAGGGCGAGAAGAUCUGCUUUAUCAUGGACGAGUCCAAUGUUCUCGAUUCGGGUUUCCUGGAACGGAUGAACACCCUGCUGGCCAACGCCGAGGUUCCUGGUCUCUUCGAGGGCGACGACUUUGCCGCCCUGAUGACGGCAUGCAAGGAAGGUGCUCAACGUCAAAACCUGCACCUUGAUUCUCAGGAGGAGCUUUACAAGUGGUUCACACAACAGAUUGUGAAGAACCUGCACGUCGUCUUCACCAUGAACCCGCCCGAAGACGGUCUCGGCUCCAAAGCAGCCACCAGUCCAGCGCUGUUCAACCGUUGCGUGCUCAACUGGUUCGGUGACUGGUCUGAUCAGGCGCUCUUCCAAGUAGGCCAUGAGCUUACCCACUCCAUUGACCUGGAUCGGCCCAACUUCCACGCACCUGAUUCGAUUCCCGUCGCGUACCGCGGGCUCUCUUUGCCGCCAUCGCACCGCGAGGCGAUUGUCAAUUCCAUGGUUUACAUUCACUACUCACUUCAGCGCUUCAACGUCAAAUUACAGAAACAGCAAGGCAAGGUCACUUUUCUCACGCCCAGGCAUUUCCUUGACUUCGUUGCGCAAUACGUCAAACUUUACAAUGAGAAGCGGGAGGACCUUGAGGAACAGCAGCGCCAUCUCAAUGUCGGUCUAGAGAAGCUCCGCGACACCGUCGACAAGGUUCGCGAUCUGCGUGUCAGCCUUGCGGAGAAGAAGUCGCAGCUUGAGCAGAAGGAUGCCGAGGCAAACGAGAAGCUGCAGCGCAUGAUUGCCGACCAGCGAGAGGCUGAGCAGAGGAAGAAUACUUCUCUCGAGAUCCAGGCUGCUCUAGAGAAACAAGAAUCCGAAGUUGCUUCAAGGAAGAAGAUUGUGUUGGAGGACCUUGCGCGAGCCGAGCCGGCUGUCGAAGAAGCCCGCGCCAGCGUCAGCAAUAUCAAGAGGCAGCAUCUCACGGAAGUCCGAUCCAUGGGCAAUCCACCUCAAGGUGUCAGACUCGCUCUUGACUCUGUCUGCACAUUGCUGGGUCACAAGGUCAACGAGUGGAAGAACAUCCAAGCGAUCGUGCGCAAGGACGACUUCAUUGCUAGCAUCGUCAACUUCAACAACGAGGAGAAGAUGACCAAGCCUCUGCGCGUCAAGAUGCGAAACGAAUUUCUGUCGAACCCCGAGUUCACGUUUGACAAGGUUAACCGCGCCAGUAAGGCCUGUGGUCCGCUAGUCCAAUGGGUGGAGGCGCAGGUCACUUACUCAGAGAUUCUUGAUCGUGUCGGCCCUCUGAGGAAUGAGGUAGAGCAGCUCGAAGAGCAGGCUCUGCAAACGAAGGCUGAAGCCAAGGCCGUGGAAAACACCAUCAAUGCCCUUGAAUCAAGCAUUGCGACCUACAAGACCGAGUACGCGGCGCUCAUCAGCGAGACGCAAGCCAUCAAAUCCGAGAUGGAGCGAGUACAAUUCAAGGUCGACAGGAGUGUCAGGCUCCUUGACAGUCUAUCAUCAGAGAGAGUUCGCUGGGAGGAAGGAAGCAAGUCUUUCGAGACGCAAAUCAGCACCCUCGUUGGCGACGUCCUCGUCGCCGCGGCUUUCCUCGCUUACAGCGGUCUUUAUGAUCAAACCUUCCGAAAGUCAAUGAUGGAAGACUGGCUGCACCAGCUUCAUCUUUCCGGAGUCCAGUACAAGCAACACAAUCCUGUGACCGAGUAUCUUUCUACUGCUGAUGAGCGGCUCGGCUGGCAAGAGAACAGUCUCCCCGUGGACGACCUCUGCACCGAGAAUGCCAUCAUCCUGAAGCGCUUCAACCGCUACCCUCUCAUCAUCGAUCCAUCUGGGAGAGUCACAGAGUUCCUCCAGAAAGAGAGCAAGGAUCGUCGCUUGACGGUCACUAGCUUCCUUGACGAUUCCUUCACCAAGCAGCUUGAGAGCUCUCUCAGAUUCGGUAACCCAAUCCUGAUCCAGGACGCGGAGCAUCUCGACCCUAUCUUGAACCAAGUCCUCAACAAAGAGUACCAAAAGACUGGCGGUCGUGUUCUCAUCCAGCUCGGCAAACAACAGAUUGAUUUCUCGCCUGCUUUCAAGAUCUAUCUGUCUACGCGCGAUCCGUCCGCAACCUUCCCCCCCGAUAUCUGCAGUCGAACCACAUUUGUCAACUUCACGGUGACGCAGAGCAGUCUUCAGACACAGUCCCUGAACGAGGUUCUCAAAUCCGAGCGGCCAGAUGUGGACGAACGACGGUCAAAUCUCAUCAAGCUGCAGGGAGAGUUCACGGUGCACCUGCGCCAGCUUGAGAAGCGCCUCCUCCAAGCCCUCAACGAGUCUCGUGGCAACAUCCUUGAUGACGAUAACGUCAUUGAGACUCUGGAGACCCUCAAGACAGAGGCGGCGGAGAUCUCGGCAAAGAUCAGCAGUACUGAGGGUGUCAUGGCAGAGGUAGACGAGAUCACGCAACAGUACAGCAUUAUUGCUCGUUCCUGCAGCACUGUCUUCGCCGUGCUGGAGCAGCUGCACUACCUCAACCACUUCUACCAAUUCUCGCUCCAGUACUUCCUCGACAUUUUCCACUCUGUCCUGCGAGGUAACCCGAACUUGGCUAAUGAGACGGACCAUAAUGUCCGCCGGGAUAUCAUCGUCAAGGACCUGUUCGUCUCUGCCUUCAAGCGAACAGCUCUGGGUCUGCUCCAACGCGAUCGUAUCACCUUAGCCAUGCUGCUUGCACAGGCCUCGCCAUACCCUAUGGACAAGGGGCUCAUCGACGUCAUCCUAGACAAGCGUGUGGAGGGCAAGGAUCUCUCCACCGAGCCAGAUGCCCGAGACGAGGCCUUUGCCAGAGCGGGCCACUUCAGCGCGCUCAAGGACAAGCUGGGCAGGGCCGCCUCUACUGACUGGGACACUUUCCUCACCGAAGAACUUGCAGAGAACUUUGUUCCCCAGAUCUGGGACGACAACACAUCGGGAAAUGACCAAGCACUGCUAUCUCUUCUGCUGGUUAAGCUUUUCCGCCUUGACCGUUUCGUUCCUGCUGCAGAGCGCUUCGUGACGCUCGUAUUUGGCUCUGACCUCUUCGAUAUUGUGGAGGAUCUUAAGGAGACUGUCACCCAGGUGCCUGCCACCAGACCUGUCGCCCUUGUCUCUAGUCCUGGCUUCGAUGCCAGCUACAAGGUCGACAACUUGGUUGAGAGAAUGCGAGUCAACUGCACCAACAUUGCCAUGGGUUCCAAUGAAGGUCUCGCCAGCGCUGACAAGGCCGUCACCAACGCCGCACAAACAGGCUCGUGGGUCUUGGUCAAAAACGUUCACCUCGCACCGUCUUGGCUUCAAAGUCUGGAGAAACGCAUGGAUUCUCUCAACCCCCACUCGGACUUCCGGCUGUUCCUCUCCAUGGAGUCGAGUCCCAAGAUUCCCGUCAACCUCCUGCGCGCUUCUCGGGUCCUCAUGUACGAGCAGCCUGCUGGCGUAAGGGCCAACAUGAAAGACUCGAUGUCCUCGCUCUCAACACGGUCUGCAAAGAGCCCUGUGGAACGUACCAGGCUUUACCUUUUGCUCGCUUUCCUCCACGCCGUUGUCCAGGAGCGUCUGCGCUAUGCCCCCAACCUCGGUUGGAAGGGUUUCUGGGAGUUCAAUGACAGCGAUUACGAAUGCUCGGCAUUCAUCAUUGACACGUGGAUCGAACAGGCCGCCGGGACUCGCACGAACAUUGCGCCUCAAAGCAUACCGUGGGACAUGAUUCGCUACCUCGUUACUGAGACUUACGGCGGCAAGAUCGACGACGAAGGCGACUUCCGCCAGCUCAACAGCCUCGUCGAGUCAUUCCUCACGCCUGCAGCAUAUGACAUUGGGCACAAACUCGUUGAGGGGCCUGAUGGUUCUGAGGAAGGCAGUCUGGUUGUCCCAUCCGGCACGUCUCUACCUGAGUUCACAGCCUGGAUUCACAAACUUCCCGAGCGCGAGCCGCCCACGUACCUCGGACUGCCGGCCAAUGCAGAGAAACUGCUGCUGGUUGGUCUGGGCCGCAGCCUGAUCGGGAAUCUGAAGAAGGUGAUGGACACUCUGGACGAGGGCGAGCAGCUCAUGGCUGAAGCUUAG